GGAGGAGGAGGAGGAGGAGGCUGACGAACACCCCGAGCUGAGCAUCAUAUGCGGAGAUGUUGAACUGAUCGCACGUCGGAAGGAAAGCAGCAGCGCGUGUUUCCGUUUAUAAUUCCUCCUCCUCGGGACGGAGGGGGGAUGCUAAAGCCGUUUAAACCCCUAAAGCCCUUCGAGCUCGCUGCGCUACUUCUACAGGGAUGCCUUCAUCCAGGAGAGGAGAGGAGAGAAGAGUGUGGGCCGCGCUGCUUCUCCUGGCUACACUCACCAUCAGCACCACUAUGGCAGCAAUGAGCCAGUGCCCCCGCAACCUGGACUGUGCCCGUGAAGGACGUCAUUUUUGCCAGCCUGGCUCGUCCCACUGUGGCCCCUGUCUGACUCCCCUCAUCGAGAACAAAAGAGGGAAGUGUGUGAUCAGGAGACGAAACCACAUCAAAGAAGUAGAUAUGCGUCCUGAACUAGAUGAAGAGAUCGACUUCCUUUCUUCAAUUAUAACCAAACACAGGGAGUCUGAUAUGAAACACACAGCACCCUCUCAGGCUGCCCCUCCGGUCAAAGAUGACUCGUCACAGCCGAGAAGUCACCACAGAGCGGAAUCCUCAGCCAGCUACGAUGUAGUUGGACAGCCUGUGACACACACUCUGACCACGCUGUCCACUACCACCAGCUCCAGUGCCACCAGCCCCAGUCCCAACACUGUCAGUCCUCUGAUAUCAGCCAUGCAGAGCGCUCCACUCAUUGUGCCCUACCCAUCUGAAGACCACUCUUAUAUCGUUACAGCAGGAGUCUGUCUUCUGCUGGCUUCAGUCACUUUGGUUUUGGUUGGAGUGUGCUGGGUGAGGAUGCAGAGAGGAACUCGUCUGGCGCAGAAAGUGGACUACCCAGCCUUCGGGGUGAUGAGCCCCCAUUCGUACGAUAGCGCAGCUUGCGGAGAUAAGAACCUGGCCCAGAGUGCUCAGAUGUACCACUAUCAGCACCAGAAACAGCAGAUGUUGUCGCUUAAGCAAAGAGAUGAACCCAAGAUCGCUGAAUCAGCAGCUACCUCUGAUGAGGAGAACGAGGAUGGAGAUUUCACUGUGUACGAAUGCCCUGGACUUGCCCCAACUGGCGAGAUGGAGGUGAAGAACCCUCUGUUUGACGACUCCACACUUCAUCUUCAUCUCGACCUACAAAAAAGCUACAACUGAACCAGGACUGUCCGUGCACAAUCACGUUUAAAACACAUCCACAAUCUUACGUCGAGGGCAAAUCCCAUCUCCAUGAAAAAGAGGACGGGAGCUGGGAGGUUCAAGGAGGGAAGAGGAGAAGAGGAGUCGGUCUGCAUUGGAUUUGACUUCACACAUAGUCAGCAAGGACAGCUUCGGUGGUCCUAGUCGCUUCGCAUUUUCAACCUUCCUCUCCAUCCGUUGUUCCGUUUAUUGACUGUUACGUUGUGUGUGUAGAAACUGGAAAUGAGUUUUAACAUAUCCGCCUAAACGAAUGAUUUGCCUUUAAACAAUACAGAAACAGCUAUAGCCCUGUACACACAUACUCUGUCCUGCAUGGAUUGAGUGUUUCUUCUAGUACUUACAGUCUACCUUUGAAGGAAAAAUAUGCAGACGGCGUUUUUCUAGCAGUAUGUCUUUGUUUUAUUUAUUUAUUUAAGAUUUAUUGAUUUUAUGAUGUGUUAAUGAUUUAUCUUAUUGACUUCUUUUUCACAUAACCUUUUGCUCUCCCUAGCCUUGUUGAAAUUGUGCACUUUCAGAAGUUACCAGUGUACCAUGGCCUUUACAGUAUAUGCACGAAUCAGUAUAAAACACAGACUGCAUGUCAGUUUCCUGUUUUCCACACCAUCCUCUCGCGUUGCAAAUCAGUUCCCAAAUCUAAUCCUUGUAUCCGAUUUCAUUCUGGAUUCUUAACUGGAAGGUUUCCUUAAGCUGAAAGGCUUUAUACUUUGCACGUUCAUUAUUUAUCUGUGCCCUCCAAGUGCAAGGUGGGGUUUAUUGGAACCAGCUCUGGGCUCAUAUUGAAGUUUCAUACAGUCAUUUAUGCAAAAAAAAAAAGUGAAGCGGGUAGCUUUAGGUCCCAGGUUCUGUCCUGUGCUUGAGGCACUGUGUGGAGUUUCACACAGUUUUUCUUUGAGAUUCCUUCAGUUUCUUCUGACCGCCCAAAAACAAGCCAAUAAAUAGACACUAAAUUAUUCUUAGUGUGCAUGUGUGUGCUCGGUAUCCUACAAUGUCCAGUUUUCCAAUGUUCACCAAUUAACCAUAACAAGAAUAAAGUGCAUACUGAAGAUGAAUAUAUAUUUAAAACAAGAGUCGAUCAAUGGGUAUGCCUCUACUACUGAUCCGUUUGUGAAUUUGUAUAACUCUUCUGUUGCAUUGGACAAAUCCAUCUGCCAAAGAUACACUACUGUUCAAAGGUCUUGCGUCAUCCCUCAGUUCUUCAUAUUAAAUUAAAUUAAAUGAUGUAAAGAAAUAAAAAUAAAAGUUUUACUGCUUCAGGCUGCAAGGAGUCUAAAGAUACUGGUUGUUUGUGCAACAACCUUGGCAGCAACCUCAUUUCCCCUCUUAUCUGUUCCAACCACUCAGCAUUCAGCAUCACUAGUAUACUAAUCACCGGCCUGAUCAUGUCUUCAUCUGCACCAGUUUCUCACUGGUUUAUGCCUAAAGUUUUUUUAUGAUUGAGUGAUCCAUAGGUCACUGAGUGGCUUAACAAACUGAAAACAUUCCUCUGAAACUAGGCAGGUACAGGAACUGGACUGAAAGCGAGAGCCAAAAGAUCAUUCAGGAAGCCUCAAGAGUGCAUUAAAAAAUACAAGAAAUUCUGGCUUUUCGGGAGCAAAAUAUGAAUAAUCAAGAGGCGGCGCAAGACUUUUGUACAGUACUGUACAAAUGUAAAUAGAUGGUCUCUUGAAUGGUGAAACAGAAAAGCAUAAAGAAGAGAAAAAAAUCAUGUUUUCGAUACCCAAACAUACCACAACCAUCCAGAGUGCUAGACUGAUAGUGAUUACUAAGUAGAAAGAAUGGCAUGCAUACUCUCUCCCCUGUUAAUUACUGCGGGCUCAAGUAUGCAGAAGAUCACCUCCGGGUUGUGUACACUGCCCUGUGACGAACAGCACUGUCAAGAAGGAAGAAUAGAAAGACUAAACCAAAAGUAAACACUGUCUGAUCAGGACCGGAGAUGUGUAUGAUCCCAGAGCUCAGGUCCAAUAUCAGGUCACUAUUCAGCCAUUGAAUCUGCCUUUUUCAUUCGUACAAAAUUGUAAAAACUGUGCAAGGGAAACUGAACUCGUGCAUAAAACGACUUGAUGCUUGAACAUAUCAAACACGACAUUGGAUUUAGAAAACACAAAAACACAGCCGUACGCUCACCUUACAAGUGAUUCGCUGUAUGUACCGAAAAAGCCACACUAUAUGAUUUAUAGACGUCAUGAUGUUCCUUUCUACCAAAGUAGAGUCAGUGAUGGUAUUUUCUAAAACUCUAGUUGUGAUUUUAAUAUUUUCAUAAUUGUGCAGAUAUGAAUAAGCCUAAAUGAUAUAAUGUAGCCUUUGUAUAGUCUGUAUUGGUCUUACUAUGCAUGAGCUGAAGCUAUGGAAUGAUAAAGGGAAUCCGUAUGCAUUUUCAGCGUUGCUUUGUGACCCUGAGUGUACUUGGAUGCCCUUGCUGAAAUGUUCCAUUUGAGCUGUGGUCCGAACUAAUCUGAGAUGAAAAAAAAAAAAAUUGACACAGCAACUGUGAAAUUUGGCCAUCGUGCAUUGAAUGUGAGCUGACCACUGCUCGUCCAUAUGAUCUGUGAUGUGCCCUGUUGUAUAUAACUGCAGCUGUAUAUAGAGAAGACUUGAGGCCUGCCUGCUCAGUUUGCUGUAUUUGUACAAACCCCUGUCAUCUCUGCGGUAGAUUUCGCAUUGCGUGCUCGGUUGAAGUAUUCGCUCUUUGCUGCUGAGUCUCAGGAAAACUGCCAACAGUAGCCAGACCUUCAUUUACCUAUAUCUCCUUUCUGCCCUAUUCGUAAGAAGAAGAAGAAGAAGAAGAAAACCACAAUAAGUCUCAUGACGGUCUUGAAGAGGCUUUCCUUAAAAAAAAUAAAAUUAUAAAAUACAAAAUGGCUUCAACCUUUUAGUAGGCUGAUUGUCAUUUUUAAUCAGGCGGAGAAAAGAUAGUAAAGUGGCCUGCCCUUCUUCUAAAGAAGGCUUUUUAAACAUUAUUUCCUGGAAAUCUAGGUAGAAGCUGUUACACAGUGUUUUAAGUGAUUUUCCACUUGAUGCAGAAUAGCUCUAAAUAAUCAAAUAAUUCAUUUGAAAAAGAAAUCCAGCCUACCCUGUUAUCUAAUAAGUAGGCUGUUAAACAUUAAGGAAAGCUGCGUAACAUGAAUUCCUUCCCGUACACGUCUCGCUGUGUAUGUUGGUCUUGAAUUUACUGAACUCUUUUUUUUUUUUUUUUCUUUUUCUUUUUUUUUCCCACCUAAUGAAAUUGUUUAUCAUGCAUGUAAAGA
Clarias gariepinus (North African catfish) is the source of this 4471-nucleotide messenger RNA. It is a transcript of the gene npdc1b, whose product is annotated as neural proliferation, differentiation and control, 1b. The record is from RefSeq and is a predicted model, not a curated record. Lineage: Eukaryota; Metazoa; Chordata; Actinopteri; Siluriformes; Clariidae. The transcript is spliced from 9 exons. Bases 198 to 1184 code for a protein of 328 amino acids. Gene Ontology annotation, cellular component: membrane.